AUGGGCGCCACGACUAACGUCAGCUAUCACAGCUCCGACCGCGGCGCUUCCGCGCUCGUGCUCGCUCCUGCCCCAGGCCCGUCCAUUGUCGCGCCUGCGCCUCCCCCCUCCGCCUCCGCGUCCGCUGCGUCUCUGGCUGCGCCGCAACAGGCAGGGAAGCAGCCGGUGCAGCAGCAGCAGCAGCAGCAGCAGCAGCAGCAGCAGCAGCAGCAGCAGCAGCAGCAGCAGCAGCAGCAGCAGCAGCAGCAGCAGCAGCAGCAGCAGCAGCAGCAGCAGCAGCAGCAGAGCAUGCUGAAUUUCACGUUCACGAAGUACCGGCUGCCAACCGACUUCACGAGCUAUCGCUGCAAGGUGGUGGACAUUCCUCUCAAGGCCAAGAGUCAUGCGGUUGAGUGGGGUGCCAUUCGCAACUCCAGCGACAUCUCAGCCGUCCAUCGUGCUGCAAUCUACGGCUGCAAACUCGAGGAGUACGGCAAUCUCACGGGUGUGGGGGGCGAGUUUGACUGCCUGCACCAGGCCGACAAUCCAUGCCCCACCACUGUCGCCGUGUGGGCUGUGGGCGGCAGACCCUUCACCUUCCCGCCCAAUGUCGGCUACCCCAUCGGCCCGGGCUACUUCACCAAGUUCAUACUGCAGGUGCACUUCACCAACCCCAAGGGCCGUGCUGACCUCAUCGACAGCUCUGGGCUGUACCUGAAGCUGGCGCCCCUCGCUGCGCCCCAUGGACGCGUUCAUCAUGCUCGCGGGGCCCGCCUCAACGAGAGUGUGAAGAUCAUCGGGUCCUUUCUGCACCUGCACUCGCUGGGACGACAGGUGAGGGAUGAGUGGACUGCUGCAAAUCAGGUGCACUGGCGCUGUGGUGUGGGCCCCGACGGUGCAUCGCAGCAGACCAUUCCCGUGGCGCCAGAGUUUGAGCUGCUGCCAGGGGACGAGCUGAGCACCACUCCCACGCACUUACCUCACGUUGUGACGGUAGGAGGGCCAUCCAUAGAAGACGAGAUGUGUGCUGACUACCUCAUCUACUACCCCGCUCGCCAGGGCCACGGCAAUGCUUCUUCUUCCCGUGCACAGGGAGCAGCAGGGUAG
Closterium sp. NIES-65 is the source of this 1086-nucleotide messenger RNA. The record is from the annotation of a GenBank genome assembly. Lineage: Eukaryota; Viridiplantae; Streptophyta; Zygnematophyceae; Desmidiales; Closteriaceae.